Conger conger (European conger) is the source of this 1146-nucleotide messenger RNA. RefSeq names its product cyclin-dependent kinase 2-associated protein 1. Gene Ontology annotation, cellular component: nucleus; cytoplasm. The transcript has 4 exons. The record is from RefSeq and is a predicted model, not a curated record. Lineage: Eukaryota; Metazoa; Chordata; Actinopteri; Anguilliformes; Congridae. The coding region runs from base 232 to 573 and encodes 113 amino acids.
GCAACAGUAGAGGCCAUUCAGUGACUGAGGGGUACACGUCAUUGCUGCGAACGGAAGAAAAAUGUAGCAUUGAGUCUGCCCGUCUAAUCGGGGCUUUGGAGUGGGGGAGGGGAGGACCGUGCUGGGGCUUUAGAAUGGCACGCGUCCCCGGUUUUUUUUUUUUGUGCAAAGCAAAAGUUCUCUGCGCGGGUGCUGCCUCGUGCUCCUCCUGAAGCCUUCUACAACAACAACAUGAGUUUUGCUAAUAAAAUUACGGAUGUGUCCCCCCAGAUAAAGUCAGUUGGAAACGUACAUUCUCCCUCAGCAGGUUUUGCAACGUUACAGUCUUACAGACCCCUUGUAAACGAAUAUGGACCACCUUCCUUGGGCUUCUCACAGGGGACAAGUGGAACCCAAGUGCCUCAGAGUAAAUAUGCUGAACUUCUAGCCAUAAUUGAAGAGCUAGGGAAGGAGAUAAGACCAACGUACGCCGGGAGCAAAAGUGCCAUGGAGCGACUUAAACGAGGGAUCAUUCAUGCCAGAGGGCUGGUGAGAGAAUGCUUAGCAGAAACGGAGAGAAACGCAAGGUCCUAACCACCCGAGAAGCACCCGGCCCAACUGAAGACUGAGCGUCUUUCACACGUCUCUGCGUCACGCCGUUAUUUCACAGGAAUGCCAAACGGCUUUCGAAAAAAAAGAAAAGAAAACACACUUAAAAUGUUGACAUUUGGCUCUGGGAGUGCAAAAAAAAAGAAGAAAAAAGGUUAGACCAGUAUAUGAAAUAUACUUGAGACAAACCUUCAGGGUUAUAUUUGUGUUCCCAUUUGGGAAUUUUUGGAUUUCCUGACUGCUUCUAUAUAAGUUACAAAAUGGGAAUGGGAAAAACAACUUUGCAUGCAACUUAGCAAAUGCUCCCAGUUUACUCUAGAAACUGCAUGACUUGUACAGGGUUUGACAUAGAACAUUUAGGGCAUUUAGUAAUGAACAUGACUCUGAAACGUAGACAUUUUUAACAAACUAAUAUCUAGGCGACUGGACUGGACAAAAGUCUAGUGCCAAAUACUGUUACCGCAUAGCAGGUUUGGAUAAACUAUUGUAAUAAAGCCAUUAUUUGCAUCUUUGUAUGUAUUUAUUACUCGGUGUAAUAAAGCCCUAUUUUCAUUAAAA